AUGGUCCACCAUAUCUUCAGGGGCGUCACAACAUAUUCCUCGAACAGACGCCCUGGUCGCUACCCCAUCGUGGUCGAUCCCACGGUACAGAGCAUCCGACUGGGUUACGUACUAGUCAAUGGAGGGAGUUCCAUCAACCUCCUCUUCGCCGACACGCUUGAUGCCCUGCAUAUUCUAAGGAAUGUCUUGAAACCAUCUCCUCCAUUAUUUGGAAUCACCCCAGGCUCCUCCGCCAAUCCGUUAGGGCAAAUCGAGCUUCUCGUCACCUUUGGCUCACCGAGUAACUUCAGGACCGAAAGGAUUCUGUUCGAUGUGGCGGACUUCGGGACUGCUUACAAUGCGAUCCUGGGGUUACUAACAAUGGUCCAGUUCAUGGUCGUCGCCCACUACACAUACCAGGCAAUCAAGAAAUCUGGUUCGACGGGGGCCAUCACUGCUUUUGGCAACGCAAAGAUGGCUCUACACUACGACAAGAGGAGCCUCGACAUGGUCGAGCUGACUCCCAAGUUGCAGCCCGAGGACACCGGGCCUAGUGGUCGCCCAAUGAAUGUCUAUGUCCUCUCUAGUCCAGACGAUCGGCUCAAGGCAGUUUGCCUAGAUGAGGCUGACCCGUCCAGGAUGGUCCAAAUAGUGAUUGGUCUGGACCCCAAAUAG
Phragmites australis (common reed) is the source of this 654-nucleotide messenger RNA. RefSeq lists its product as uncharacterized. NCBI's taxonomy places the organism in Eukaryota, Viridiplantae, Streptophyta, Magnoliopsida, Poales, Poaceae. The transcript is spliced from 2 exons. The coding region runs from base 1 to 654 and encodes 217 amino acids. The record is from RefSeq and is a predicted model, not a curated record.